Messenger RNA from Rhagoletis zephyria (snowberry fruit fly), 1226 nucleotides. RefSeq lists its product as uncharacterized. Gene Ontology annotation, molecular function: zinc ion binding; nucleic acid binding. Lineage: Eukaryota; Metazoa; Arthropoda; Insecta; Diptera; Tephritidae. The record is from RefSeq and is a predicted model, not a curated record.
AAAAAAAAAAAAAAUAAAAUGGUGAAAACAAAGUGGGUGUACUACUUAAAUAAAGAGGAGCUUGUGACCUAUACGACGGAGUUCGGCCUUGACAAUUCGGGGACCGUCGAGGAGCUGCGUAAACGCCUCUCUACAUUUGUACAAGAGGAAGGGGAGACUGAGAACCAUCGCGAUCGGGUCACUGAUUUAGCGCUUAAGCAUACGAGGUCUACAAGCGCGGGGAACGCACCAACACCGAAGAGACCCGAAGUGCUACUACUACCGCCUACACAACAACCCAUCAACGACGACAGCACAAGAGGAACGCCGAACGUGUCCAUGUAUCCAGUAUACGUCGACUCACAACGAUCAGCCCCAACUAUCAUGGACCGCGUACGCAAAUGGGGCGUCAAAUACGAUGGCGGCAAGGACCCGCUGGGUUUCAUCGAACGCGUCGAAGAAUUAGCCGACGGGUACGAGAUAGAAAGAGACGCACUUCCACGAGCAUUACCCGAGUUAUUUAAGGAUAGAGCCCUCGUCUGGUUACGAAACAAUCACGGCCACUGGAGAGACUGGGAGACGUGUAAGCGAGAUUUCCUGAAGUUCUUCCUGAAUUCCCGGUAUUUCGAAAGACUCGAUGAUGAGAUACGGCAGCGUGUUCAACGGCCCAGAGAGGCAUUUAAGGACUAUGUACUAGCGCUACAAGGGCUAAUGCGUCAUUCCGACUAUACGGAGGCACAAAAGCUUCGACGCAUCUAUAAGAACUGCCGAAGCGAAUACCAGCUGUAUAUUAAGCAAACUGAAUUCAACACUCUUGGAGAUUUGGUAAGUCUGGCCGAAGACUACGAGAAUAUUGUAGCAGAGAAGGAGUCGCAACGAGCAUUGCCCCGCGCAAUAACCCCGAGACGAAAUGAGGAGCGCAACUACACUAUCCGAGAGGAGCAGCGAAGAGAGAGGCAUACGAUGCCAGCCAGACGGCACGAUGGAACCGAUUUUGCGCCACCUACGGGACACCAACGUAAAAGCGAAGGAUCUAGCCGAGUAAACCCACGAACGGCGUGCAGACGAUGCGGCGAAGACGGACAUUUCGCCUACGAAUGUCGCAACGAUAUCCAGCAAUUCUGUUGGACGUGUGGUCGGCGGAACAUUCGAACUUCAGACUGUUGCCGUGGGAAACAGGGAAACGGCCAAGGACCCCAUUCGCGACGAAGAGUGGGGUCUCCACUAAUGUAACCUCAGUCAAUGUA